AUUAUCAAGCAGAAGCAAGGGCAUCACGUAGUUGGUUGCGUCUUCUUUAAUCUUUCUGAAUUUGUUAAGAAGCAAGGGCAUCACGUAGUUGGUUGCGUCUUCUUUAAUCUUUCUGAAUUUGUUAAGAAGCAAGGGCAUCACGUAGUUGGUUGCGUCUUCUUUAAUCUUUCUAAAUUUGUUAAGCAGAAGCAAGGGCAUCACGUAGCUGGUUGCGUCUUCUUUAAUCUUUCUGAAUUUGUUAAGAUGCAGUCAAGAGAAGAAAUUAAUAACUUCUACUUGCAGAAAAUACUUACAAAUGUCGUUAAAAAGAAACUUGUUGAUCUUUUUAUCAAAGAAUGGAACACUCAUUGCAGAAAGGACCACGGAGAAUGGGAAAAUACAAACGUCAGUGGUCAGAAGUUGUUCAAUAUUGAAAAAACAAAAGAGAAGCCUAAACCUCAUGACAAAUACAUUCUGUCAAAAUUUCAAGAUGGUGACACCAGUAAGUGGGAUUGUACAACACUGUUUGCAGCAAUAUUGUUUUCCAACUCAAUUGGAACAAAACUUGACCCCAAAUCUAAGGCUGCUGUGGAUAAACUUCGUGUUAUCAGAAACAACUUCAUCCAUGAAAAUAAAGGAAAGGCUGAUAUCGAAUUUCACACAAUGGUUCGUAAUAUUAAAAAGUCGUUUCAUAAACUAGGAUUUUCUGACACUGAAAUUAAUGAAGUAAAAUGUGAACGAAACAGAUUUAGUUCUUUUCAAGUACUUCCUUGCAAAUCAAAUCACGAUGUGGUUAAACGUACAGAGUUACUUAAUCAAAUCACAGCAGAUCUCAACAACUUGCGCAGUACUAACAAAAAUGAGCUAACAUAUUACUAUAUUUCUGGUAAUCCUGGCAGUGGUAAAUCUGAAUUAGCUAGACAAAUCUGCGAAGAAAUGUAUAACUCGUUUGACUGGGAAAAUAAAACAACAUUUGUGAUGACACUCGAAGGAAAAGAUAUCGACUCUCUUUUAAAAACUUACGCUGAACUUUGUCAACGAGUAAGCAAUGAUAAAACUUUCAUUGAAAAUACUCUGAAAGAAGCAAAAAGCAGCGAAGAAAAAAUUAAAGAUUUUCAAUUAUUGCUGACACAACAACUGAAAUCUUGGCAAACAUGGUGGAUUGUUGUAGAUAACGUGGUUGAACUUCAUAAAAUUUAUCCAUUAUUACCUCAAGUUGGUGAUCAUAGCUGGAAAAAUGGUCAAAUUAUAGUAACUGUUCAAAAUACAGAUGCUAUACCACCAGAUGGAAAUCUAAAUAAACACAUUUCAGUUAGUCAUGGUAUGAAUGAUGAAGAAUGUCGACAAAUUCUAUCUGUCUUUUCUGAUAUUCAUAAUGAAGAUGAACAUAUUUUAAAAGAUUUAUCAGAAAAAUUCAAUCGUCAACCGUUGUUCCUGGCAAAUGCUGCUUCCUACGUAGGUGAUGUAAAAAGUGCAAAUCCGACAUUCACGUGGGAGGAAUAUUUGUAUAAGUUGAAUGAAGGAAAGCGUCAGAAAAUGGAUGGCAAUUUUCAAAAAAUAAACUCAACUUACUUAGGAAUGAAAACUGUUAUGUUAGCAGUACAAAAAAAUGCUGAAGAAUCCAUCUUGUUGGAACAUGUUUUUAAACUUUUCUCUAUAAUAUCUUUCGAUCCCUUACCACAAGAUGUUAUAAUACAAUUUAUUACAAGCAUUGAUCCACAAAAAUCUGCAGAAGAUGUCUGUCUUCAAUUAAAGCAUUGUUCUUUAUUCCUUCAAUCGGAAAACAACGACAUCGGCCUCCACAGCGUUGUACACGAAGCCGUCGUAAAUUAUUCAUCGCAGACAUUCGGCUGUAAACAAAACGAAAACAAUUCUGAAAAAACUGCAGCUGAUCUUGCCUGUCAAGUUGCUUGGGCACUAAAUCAUUUUGAAGACAGAGAAGAUGAAAUCAAAAUAAUUCCACAUCUUAUUAAAUUCAUAACAAAUUCAUCAUUUCAACAUUUCCUAAAUAAGUUGAUCGAUGUAAAAACAUCAAAACGAAAACUUGAUGAAAGAAAUUGGAAAUUUGCCAAAUAUUUUGUAGAUGUUUUGAAAAGAUUUUGCAACUAUAAAUUUGCAACUAAGGUACUUUAUGAAAUAGCAGAAAUUCAAACUAAAGUGUUAGGUGUUGAUCAUAUUGAUGUUUCAUAUUCGUACAACGAGCUGGGUGGUUUGCUUUGGAAGAAUGGAGAAUAUGAAAAAGCGAAAGAUUUUCUCGAGCGAGCAAUGAGAAUUCAAACAAAAACAUUUGGACCUGACCAUGUUAAUAUUGCGACAACGUACAACAAUCUGGGUUUGGUUUAUGAUCAUAUAGGAGAGCACGAAAAAGCAAAAGAUUUUUAUGAACGAGCGAUGAAAAUUGAAACGAAAACAUUUGGACCUGACCAUGUUGGUACUGCGAAAGCGUACCACAAUCUGGGUUUGCUUUACUAUAAUAAAGGAGAGUACAGAAAAGCAAAAGAUUUUUAUGAACGAGCGAUAGAAAUGAUAACAAAAGCAUUUGGACCUGACCAUUUUGAUAUUGCGAUGACGUACAACAAUCUGGGUGCGGUUUACAGUAAAAUGGGAGAGUACGAAAAAGCAAAAGAUUUUCAUUACGAUAAUAUGGGAGAGUACGAAAAAGCAAAAGAUUUUUAUGAACGAGCGAUGGAAAUUCAAACGAAAACAUUUGGACCUGACCAUGUUAAUAUUGCGACAACGUACGUCAAUCUGGGUUCGGUUUACGAAAAUAUGGGAGAGUACGAAAAAGCAAAAGAUUUUUAUGAACUAGCGAUAGAAAUUCAAACGAAAGCAUUUGGACCUGACCAUGUUCAUAUUGCAAAAAUGUACAACAAUCUGGGUUCGGUUUACGAUAAUAUGGGAGAGUGCGAAAAAGCAAAGGAUUUUUAUAAACGAGCGAUGGAAAUUCAAGCAAAAGCAUUUGGACUUCUAUUUGGACAUUUUUCAGAAACGUACAAGAAGAUAGAAGAGGAUGAAAUGAAUUUGUAGCUCAUUUCCAAUGAAGAAUAAAAUCAAUUUCUCUUUUUAUUUUAGGUAUGUCUUCUUUAUACUAAAGCUGAUUAGAAACAGUUGCAUUGUAGAUUUCUUUUAAAGGUUCAAAUAACAACAGUCGCAUAUUUAUAAAAGAUAUAAAUAUAUUAUUGACAAUAUUCAAACAUUUGUAUUUUAACGUUUUCAACAGUCAUUUAUUCACUGGAACAGUUUUUAUUAAGAAACUUGUAUGGAACUGUCAAAGUAUAUUUAUGAGUUUAGUUUGCAAUAUCUAGCUAUUCAGAAGUUGUGAAGUUCCUUAAAAUGAAUGUUGUUGGGUUAUUUUCUUGUAUAAUAAGAGUAAAUACUGAUCUUACAGCAACCAUGAUCCUGUAACAUCCCUUUUUGAAAUGCUGAAAAGCCCACAAGAUUUGCUUUGCUAUAUAAGUAUGAAUACAGUCUUUUCUAUAUUUAUUUCUAUUCAUUCAUACAAUUUACAAAAUAUAAUAAUUCUAUUGAUGAGAA
Molecule: messenger RNA, 3513 nt
Organism: Xenia sp. Carnegie-2017
Lineage: Eukaryota; Metazoa; Cnidaria; Anthozoa; Malacalcyonacea; Xeniidae
Exons: 6
Coding region: 244-3006 (920 amino acids)
Molecular function (GO): protein binding
Source: RefSeq, a predicted model, not a curated record